This is a messenger RNA of Suncus etruscus (white-toothed pygmy shrew), 5280 nucleotides long. It is a transcript of the gene UPF2, whose product is annotated as UPF2 regulator of nonsense mediated mRNA decay. Lineage: Eukaryota; Metazoa; Chordata; Mammalia; Eulipotyphla; Soricidae. Gene Ontology annotation, biological process: nuclear-transcribed mRNA catabolic process, nonsense-mediated decay. The coding region runs from base 182 to 4000 and encodes 1272 amino acids. Gene Ontology annotation, cellular component: exon-exon junction complex; cytoplasm. Gene Ontology annotation, molecular function: RNA binding; protein binding. The transcript is spliced from 23 exons. The record is from RefSeq and is a predicted model, not a curated record.
GAGCGGAGCGGAGCGCCCGGCUGGAGUUGGCGCUGGGCAGCCCGGCGGGGCUCAUGUCGACAACGGGCUGGCCCAGGUGGAAUAUUGGAAGUUUUCGUUUUUGGCUUGAGAAGCUUUUAAAAUUAUCUGGCCGUUUAUCGAAGCAUGGAUUUAUGAAAAAAAGAUUGUCCUUGGUAACAUAAUGCCAGCUGAGCGUAAAAAGUCAGCAAGUAUGGAAGAAAAAGAUUCGUUAUUGAACAACAAGGAGAAAGACUGCAGUGAGCGGCGGGCAGUGAGCUGCAGGGAGAAGCCCAGGGACGAGAUCAAGCUCACUGCCAAGAAAGAGCCUAGUAAGGUCCCCGAAGACAAAAAGAAGAAACUGGAAGAAGAGAAAAGGAAAAAGGAAGACAAGGAGCGCAAGAAGAAGGAAGAAGAAAAGGUGAAAGCAGAGGAGGAAUUAAAGAAAAAAGAGGAAGAAGAAAAAAAGAAACAUGAAGAGGAAGAGAGAAAACAGCAAGAAGAUGAGGCAAAACGGCAACAAGAAGAAGAAGCGGCCCAGCUGAAAGAGAAAGAAGAAUCCCUUCAGCUUCACCAGGAAGCUUGGGAGCGACAUCAGCUAAGGAAGGAACUUCGUAGCAGAAAUCAGAAUGCUCCGGACAACCGACCAGAGGAAAACUUCUUUAGCCGGCUAGACUCAAGCUUGAAGAAAAAUACUGCUUUUGUCAAGAAGCUGAAAACUAUCACAGAACAACAGAGAGACUCCUUGUCUCAUGACUUUAAUGGCCUGAAUUUAAGCAAGUACAUUGCUGAAGCUGUGGCUUCCAUUGUGGAAGCAAAGCUAAAAAUAUCCGACGUGAACUGUGCCGUGCACUUAUGCUCUCUCUUUCACCAGCGCUAUGCCGACUUUGCCCCAUCCCUUCUUCAGGUCUGGAAAAAGCAUUUUGAAGCGAGGAAAGAAGAGAAAACCCCUAACAUUACCAAGUUAAGAACUGAUUUGCGUUUCAUUGCAGAACUGACAAUAGUUGGGAUUUUCACUGACAAGGAAGGGCUUUCCUUAAUCUACGAACAGCUCAAAAAUAUUAUUAAUGCUGAUCGGGAAUCCCAUACUCACGUGUCUGUGGUGAUUAGUUUUUGCCGACAUUGUGGGGAUGAUAUUGCUGGACUCGUACCAAGGAAAGUCAAGAGUGCUGCAGAGAAGUUUAAUUUGAAUUUUCCUCCUAGCGAGAUAAUCAGUCCAGAGAAGCAGCAGCCUUUCCAGAAUCUUUUAAAGGAAUACUUUACGUCUUUGACCAAACAUCUGAAAAGGGACCACAGGGAGCUACAGAAUACUGAGAGACAAAACAGGCGUAUUCUACAUUCUAAAGGGGAACUAAGUGAAGAUAGGCACAAGCAGUAUGAGGAAUUUGCUAUGUCGUAUCAGAAGCUGCUUGCAAAUUCUCAGUCCUUAGCAGAUCUUUUGGAUGAAAAUAUGCCAGAUCUGCCCCAAGAUAAGCCAGCCCCGGAAGAGCAUGGACCUGGAAUCGAUAUCUUCACACCCGGGAAACCGGGGGAAUAUGACUUGGAAGGUGGUAUUUGGGAAGAUGAAGAUGCUCGGAAUUUCUAUGAGAACCUUAUUGAUUUGAAGGCUUUUGUUCCUGCCAUCUUGUUUAAAGAUAAUGAAAAGAGUUGUCAGAAUAAAGAGUCUAGCAAGGAGGAUUCUAAAGCAGAGGUGAAAGAACCAAAGGAUAAUAAGGAAGUAUCAAAUCCUGAUGAUUUGGAACUUGAGUUGGAGAACCUUGAAAUUAAUGAUGACACCUUGGAGUUAGAGGGUGGGGAGGAAGCUGAGGAUCUUACAAAGAAACUUCUCGAUGAGCAAGAACAAGAGGAUGAAGAAACCAGCACUGGGUCCCAUCUCAAGCUCAUUGUAGAUGCUUUCCUCCAGCAGCUGCCCAACUGUGUCAACCGAGAUCUCAUUGACAAGGCAGCAAUGGACUUUUGCAUGAACAUGAACACAAAAGCAAAUCGGAAGAAGCUGGUGCGGGCCCUCUUCAUAGUUCCCAGACAGAGGUUGGAUUUGCUACCAUUUUAUGCAAGAUUGGUUGCUACAUUGCAUCCCUGCAUGUCUGAUGUAGCAGAGGAUCUUUGUUCCAUGCUGAGGGGGGAUUUCAGAUUCCAUGUACGAAAAAAGGACCAGAUCAAUAUUGAAACAAAAAAUAAAACCGUUCGUUUUAUUGGAGAACUAACUAAGUUUAAGAUGUUCACCAAAAAUGAUACACUCCAUUGUUUAAAGAUGCUUCUAUCAGACUUUUCCCAUCACCACAUUGAAAUGGCAUGUACCCUAUUGGAAACAUGUGGAAGAUUUCUUUUCCGAUCUCCGGAAUCACACCUGAGGACCAGUGUACUUUUGGAACAAAUGAUGAGAAAGAAACAAGCAAUGCAUCUGGAUGCCAGGUAUGUCACGAUGGUGGAGAACGCGUAUUACUACUGCAACCCGCCCCCAGCCGAGAAGACGGUGAAAAGGAAAAGGCCCCCGCUGCAGGAGUAUGUCCGGAAACUGCUGUACAAGGAUCUCUCCAAGGUGACCACUGAAAAGGUUUUGAGACAGAUGCGCAAAUUACCCUGGCAGGACCAAGAAGUGAAAGACUAUGUCAUUUGUUGUAUGAUUAACAUCUGGAAUGUGAAAUAUAACAGCAUUCACUGUGUGGCCAACUUAUUAGCGGGAUUGGUGCUGUACCAGGAGGAUGUUGGAAUACACGUUGUGGACGGAGUUUUAGAAGAUAUUCGGUUAGGAAUGGAGGUUAAUCAACCUAAAUUUAAUCAGAGACGUAUCAGCAGUGCCAAGUUUCUAGGAGAACUUUAUAAUUAUCGAAUGGUGGAAUCAGCUGUGAUUUUUCGAACUCUUUAUUCAUUUACUUCUUUUGGCGUUAACUCUGAUGGCUCACCCAGCUCUCUAGACCCCCCGGAGCACCUCUUCAGAAUCCGACUAGUGUGCACGAUCUUGGAUACCUGUGGCCAGUACUUUGACAGAGGUUCCAGUAAACGAAAACUCGAUUGCUUCCUUGUGUAUUUUCAGCGUUAUGUUUGGUGGAAGAAAAGUUUGGAGGUUUGGACAAAAGAUCAUCCAUUCCCUAUUGACAUAGAUUACAUGAUCAGUGAUACUCUUGAGCUGCUAAGACCAAAGAUCAAACUGUGUAAUUCUCUGGAAGAAUCCAUCAGGCAGGUACAAGACUUGGAACGAGAAUUCUUAAUAAAACUAGGCCUUGUAAAUGAUAAAGAUUCCAAAGACUCUAUGACAGAAGGGGAGAACCUUGAAGACGAUGAAGAAGAAGAAGAAGGAGGCGCUGACAUGGAAGAACAAUCUGGAAAUGAAAGUGAAGUGAAUGAGCCCGAAGAAGAGGAGGGUUCUGAUAAUGAUGACGAUGAAGGAGAGGAAGAGGAGGAGGAGAAUACGGAUUAUCUUACAGAUUCCAAUAAGGAGAAUGAAACUGAUGAAGAAAACACGGAGGUAAUGAUUAAAGGAGGUGGACUUAAACACGUACCUUGUGUGGAAGAUGAGGACUUCAUUCAAGCUCUGGAUAAGAUGAUGCUGGAGAACCUUCAGCAACGAAGCGGUGAAUCUGUGAAAGUGCACCAGCUUGAUGUUGCUAUUCCAUUGCACCUCAAAAGCCAGCUGAGGAAAGGCCCCCCACUUGGUGGGGGGGAGGGAGAGGCUGAGUCUGCAGAUACGAUGCCGUUUGUCAUGUUAACAAGAAAAGGCAAUAAACAGCAGUUCAAGAUCCUUAAUGUCCCCAUGUCUUCCCAACUUGCUGCAAAUCACUGGAACCAACAACAGGCAGAGCAAGAGGAGAGGAUGCGAAUGAAGAAGCUCACGUUAGAUAUCAACGAGCGGCAGGAGCAGGAGGACUACCAAGAGAUGUUGCAGUCUCUUGCCCAGCGCCCAGCUCCAGCAAACACCAACCGGGAGCGGCGGCCUCGCUACCAACAUCCAAAGGGAGCACCUAAUGCGGAUCUGAUCUUUAAGACUGGUGGGAGGAGACGCUGAUCCGGCAGCGCGGCCAUUCCAUUAGGUCCUGUAUCUGAUGUGGGUAGUGGAGUCCUCCAGCAAUGGAACGAGAGCAGUGGACACAUCUCAGCAGGGCGCUCUAGAGAGUUGCGAAUCUAAACCUGGGACAGGCUGAGGCCAGGAGGCAGAACCAGCAGCCUCUGCCAACCCCGGAACAAGCCAACGCUUCCAGACAAGGCAGAAUGGCCUUUUGUAAUGGGAAUCUCGUGUGGGUUCAUCUUCUCUCGAGAACGGCAGUCAAGCAACGCGAUGGUUCCCUUGGCUACCGAGUGUCAAGGAGAUGCCUGAGUCGGAGGAGAAACAGUUGUGAUGGUAAUGGCAUGCGGGAAAUGAACUUGAGUUUAAGCCUGAUUUGAGUUACAGUGUCUCGGAACUGAACAUCCCAUGUUGGAAGAAGAUGCAUUUGGGGGCUCCAGGACGACAGUAGCAAAGCAUAGAGCAAGCAGUAAAAUCUUCUAGCCAAAACCUUACAUGCAGGACAGGAAAACGGUGAAAGCAAUCCACAUCCUAGCUGACCCGCAGGAAGGCUUCUGUUUAGGAAAUCAAUUUCAAGAGGAACCAGGGAUGAGGGAGAAAAAGAAAUCAGUUUUAUCUAUCAGAGUCAGUGAUACAGAAUCGCCUGUUUAAGGUAAAAGAAAAAUGUGAAGACAAUUAGAAAAGGAAAGAGCGGGAGCUGCGAUGCUUCAGGCAGUCUGAUGCCAGCCUGGGGACGGGGUAGUUGAGCCCAUUGUAAGUACCAUUGGGGGCCAGAGUGGGCCAGCCAGCAUGUCUGCCGCAGAGAAGGGACGAAGGGCACCGAGGCGCGGAUCCGAAGACUGUGUCGACCUUCAUGGUUUACAGCUGUCUCUAAACUAAGUAUGGAAACAGUAGAGCUUUUUAUUUUGCUUUUGUUUUUCUGUUUUUGUUUUGUUCCCCCUCGCCCCCCACCACGUAGAAAAGGGGGUUCUUGGUCUUUUUCUGGCACCCUGUUAAUUUAUUAGGAUAGCUGUCUUUGGUUUGCUUCCUGAUAGGCAUAGUUAACAUUUAGUUCAAAAGCGCACAUCCGUAGCCUACAACUUGAUCACAUCUAUUUUUGAUUUCUACCUAGCAGUUUUGCAUUUUUCUUUUACCAUGUUUCAGUUUCUGCAUGUAGAAUUAAAUAAGAAACAAAACCUGUAAAGUUGUAACAUUUCACAUGGAAAUGCUGCCCGAUCUUCACCAGCUUCAGAAAUCUGACCUUUGCCGAUGCUGCAAUAAAGUGUUGUAAUUUAGAUUUGGAA